CUGCUGGAGUGAGUCCAGGGAUGUUGCGGCUUGUCUGGCUGCCGGAGUGCCUCCGCGCAAAGAGGGGCUGCGCCCUCCACAUCUGCUGAGCAGGAGAGUUUGCCGACCUUAUAAUUGCGCUCUCACCGGGGGAAUAACCCGCUAUGGAUCACUCCUGGGACAUUUGAGUGUCUCCUGUGGCGAUAUCGCUCUCUGCUGGGACUGUGGGGGUGCAUACUCUUCCUCCUUCCCAGCCUGCAAGAUGGGGAAUAGUUUCUCCAAUUUGGGUGCCUUCCAGUCCUUGCACAUAGUCAUGCUCGGCUUGGACUCUGCGGGCAAAACCACCGUGCUGUACCGGCUGAAAUUUAACGAGUUCGUCAACACGGUGCCCACCAUCGGCUUCAACACGGAGAGGAUCCGGCUGGGCGGCGCGGGGGCCUCCAGGGGCAUCAGCUGUCACUUCUGGGACGUCGGGGGCCAGGAGAAGUUGCGGCCCCUGUGGAAGCCCUACAGCCGCUGCACGGACGGCAUCGUGUACGUGGUGGACUCGGUGGACGCCGAGAGGCUGGAGGAGGCCCGGACCGAGCUGCACAAGAUCACCCGGUUCGCGGAGAACCAGGGGACCCCGCUGCUGGUCAUCGCCAACAAGCAGGACCUGCCCCGGGCGCUGGAUGUCGGGGAGAUCGAGAGGCAGCUCGCCCUGGCUGAGCUGAGCCCCUCCACCCCGUACCACGUCCAACCGGCCUGCGCCAUCAUAGGAGAGGGGCUGGAUGAGGGCAUGGACAAGCUGUAUGAGAUGAUAGUGAAGAGGAGGAAGUCACUGAAGCAGAAGAAGAAGAGGCAGUGAUGGCAGUUUUUGUGCUGGAUGAUGAAAAGGAAACUAUGAUAGAUUCUAACUAUAUAAAUAUAACAGGAUGGAUCCAAGAGGGAUUUUACAGUGAUACAUAGCAGAUUCAAACUCCAUGAAGCAUAAAUAUCAUUACUGAUCCCCACAGAAACAUCCCAAGUCUCCAUAUAUGACGGGAAUAUAUUUAUAGUGAUGCUACAUGAGCUAAAAAAUACCAAUAUUGUCACUUUAAACUCAUUAGGAACUAGAGCAUUGAAUGUUAAAGAGAGGCGUAAUGAAGGGAAAGCUGCCUAAACUCAACGUUUUUAUUUGCAGAGCAACAACUAGAUAAUAAUAAUAAUAACAAUAAUAAUUAUAAUAAUAAUAAUAAAAAUGAAUGACACAAAUUCACAAAACAAUUAUAAUAAUUACAAAUUUAUUGGAAAGUACAGGCAGACAGUUCCUCUCCCUGUGAGUAAGUCCCUGAUAUUAUUAGGACUGUUUCAUUAGGGAUGUCUACAUUAUAGCCGAGAUGUUUUAUAAAGUGUUUGGAUACUGGCAGAGCUCCAUGUUGCUGCUGUGUUGCACAGACUGUAGUAAAUGUGAUUAUGGAUGCACUGGUGCGCAGUCUGGUGUUCAGAGCUGUGAAAUGGUGUUACACCAAAGAUGAUUCCCCCGAGAAGACCAAACUGACUCUUCCAUCCUCCGUUGAUUUGUUAUUUUCAACCCUCCCAGCCACUUUGAGGUGUAGAUGGAAAUCUGAAAUGAUUGGCUGGAGUAAGAGACCAUAACUUUAAGGUUCUGGAGGGCACUCAGUCUAAAUGGUAAAAGUUCAGUUUACUAAUAAUACUUCCAGGAAUUUGCGAUGUUGCAACAAUUAACACAAAUGUAACGAAUCUCUGUGAAUUCUGUGCGGCAUUGCACAACUUUUCAACCAAUCAUUGGAGUUUCCUGCACAGACGUCAACAAAACUCACUUCCUUGUUUCUUGUUGUGACGAUGCAGACGUGUACGACAUGCCUAAAACAUUGCUGCAGUGAAAUCAGGUAUUUUAGGCCGCAACUAUCUCCCAAAAAAAGUGUGCCAAAUCCUGGAGGGGAUAAUGUAAUAAGGUCACUAAAGUUAUAGGAAUAUUUUUCAGUAUCCAACCUUUGUAGCAUUGUGCCUCAAGCUGGAGGGAUAAAAAGGGCUCAGUGUUUGUUGCUCGCAGGUAAAGACAAUUGUGAGGCUGUUUUUUUUUUUUUUAAUGUCUCAUAUGUUGCAUGUGGCAUCGAUACUGCCUUUAUGGAAACAAGCAAGAAAUUAGCAAAACUGUUGUGGUUUAAGAUCAUAAAAUUCCCCCAUUGACCCCAUGCUCAUUUUGCACUUUGAGACAUUUUCUGAGUGGCGUCUCAGUUAUACCUCCUCCGGAAGCCAUAUUGGAAGUCUUGAGCUCAGUAGAUGUCUGAUUUUCACUCUUCACCUCGGAUCGACAACAAACUUUUUCUGCUUUACAUGGACAUGUAGCUCUCUGUUUUGAGCCUGGGUGCAGCGUUAUCACCUUUCUUCCAAGAAAAGAAACGAGUAGUUGCUGAAUAGACACCAUGUGUUAAUUUAUAGCUGCAUAAACAGAAUUUGCUAGAGCUACUAAGAACUUACAGAUCUCCAGCUGCAGUGAUUUGCUGCCAAAUGCGUACAGUGCGCACAUUAAUACUUUUCCAGUAGCCAGAAAAAAAUGCUAGAUUUGUUGCUAGUUGCCUCUUUUAGAUACAGGGAUCUCGAAACACAGAUAAAUGUAGCAAUGUUUAUGUUAUUUGUGCACCAUGCAGAUUCCCACAAAUAUAGAUGUGAGAUUAGUGGCUGCAAAGCAUUAAAGAGACUUUUUCUUUUUCAUACACAUUGUAGCAGCAUUCAAACUUACUUUAUUUUUAAAGGUCCAGAGUGUAACAUUUAUGUUUUCAUUAGUGUAAAAUUACCUGAAUAUAAGAAUCGUUGUGUUUUCGUCACCUUAGUUUCUGCAAGUCACAAUAAUCAGUUCAAUCUGAAACCUCACCACUAGAUGUCACUAAAUCCUACACACUGUUCCUUUGAACAACAGUCACAUUUUAUAUUAUAUUUAAUGACUACAAAACAGGAAAGUUAUCAAACUAAUUUAUGAAACUACCACCAUAUAUUGCUAGAGACGAUCCAGUAUAGUUUUUUCCUUCCCGAUACCGAUAUUGAUGAACUGAAUUUUGUGUAUUGGCUGAUACCUAAGUACCAAUCCGAUACAUAAGUGUUAAAAUAUAUAUAUAUAUAUAUAUAUAUUAUUAUUUUUAGGAGCAUGUACUACUAAACCUGUAUGAUUGCUAUUGUUGCUGUAUGGCCUGGCUCAGGUUAAACCCUUUGUCAGAAUAAGUUAGUUCAUGACUUCACUAACCUGGGGGGAAAGAGUUGCCUUUUUCUGAGCUAAUAAGUGUCAUUGUAUCGGAUCAAUGCAUUAUUGAAGGAAUAUCGGAACAACUAUUUGCAUUGCACUGUUACAACUUACAACAAAACAAUAUGUAGUCAUCAGUGUAGAGUAAUUUUGGGCACAAGACUCAAUAAAUCAGAUCAGCAUCCUUACAAGUUCUCCAAAAUAAAUAGUAGUUUCUGUGUCAGCUAUUCCUCAGAGUUGUUGAGAAAGUGUUAUGAGUGCUUCCCACACGGAGUCGACCUGCUGGCAGUGACAGAAAGAGCAAAGUGUCUUUCUGUAACAAUGAUGUAGUGAAACAAACCGACGGGCUGGAACCUGUUAAGAUGCUUCUUAUUGAAGGAUAUGUAAUUAUAAUUGUUUCCACUAGUUGAAUGAUAAACCAAAACAUGCUCUGUUGGGGAGGUUUUCUAAUCAAAUAAUAAUAAGUACCAAAUCAGUUCCCAUCCUUGAUAAUGUUCCACCCACAUUGAUUGACAGCUUACAGAAUAGUUCAUAAAAAGUCACUGAAAUGAGCAUUUUGUCUAAACUAAUAGAGGACUGUUGAAUGUCUCACAUGGACUGUUGUCUAAUGCCGCGUUCACGUCUAAACAGAAGAAGAAAUUUUGUCGAUGGCUUUAAGGAUUUUAAAUUAUAAGCUGCAGCAUGUUGCUCGUUUCAAAGCAGAGCUGAUUGUGUUUUGAAAGUAAUUUAAUCAUUUAGUAUCUUGUUGAAUGUUACAAGAAUCCCCACAUGUCGUACUCAUAAUAACCACCAGGGGGCAGACAUGAAAGUUUUUUAUUUUCUUUUUGCAGCUCAAAUAUUAUAUUUCCGACAUAGAUACGACGUGAACGUGGCGUCCUUUUUCCUGCAGUAUUCAGUCAAGCUGUGUUCAACAUUGCAUGACAGCCACUACUUCAGACAAUGUAAAUUAUACAGUAUAGCGAUACAGCCAAGAUACAGAAAGACCAAACAAUGUAUUACAUGCCAAAAUGGGAAAAAAGAAAAAAAGUAUUUUUGGGAUUAAACUCUUUGUAAUUGAA
Molecule: messenger RNA, 4257 nt
Organism: Dicentrarchus labrax (European seabass)
Lineage: Eukaryota; Metazoa; Chordata; Actinopteri; Moronidae
Product: ADP-ribosylation factor-like protein 4C
Exons: 1
Coding region: 242-826 (194 amino acids)
Biological process (GO): intracellular protein transport; endocytic recycling
Cellular component (GO): cytoplasm
Molecular function (GO): GTPase activity; GTP binding
Source: RefSeq, a predicted model, not a curated record